Messenger RNA from Chanos chanos (milkfish), 1740 nucleotides. RefSeq names its product rabphilin 3A homolog (mouse), b (gene rph3ab). Lineage: Eukaryota; Metazoa; Chordata; Actinopteri; Gonorynchiformes; Chanidae. Gene Ontology annotation, biological process: exocytosis; intracellular protein transport; spontaneous neurotransmitter secretion. The transcript has 15 exons. Gene Ontology annotation, cellular component: postsynaptic membrane; extrinsic component of synaptic vesicle membrane; neuron projection. Gene Ontology annotation, molecular function: small GTPase binding. The coding region runs from base 64 to 1740 and encodes 558 amino acids. The record is from RefSeq and is a predicted model, not a curated record.
GGUCCUGAGCUGACAGAUGAGGAGAAGGAGAUCAUCAACAGUGUGAUUGCUCGUGCAGAGAAAAUGGAAGCCAUGGAGCAAGAGAGGAUUGGGCGUUUAAUGAAUCGUCUGGACAACAUGAAGAGAACGGUGUGUGGGGAUGGGGUGUCGCGCUGUCUGCUGUGUGGGGAGCAGCUGGGAGCUCCAGGAGUCAGCUCAGUCGUCUGUGAAGACUGCAAGAAGAAUAUGUGCACUAAAUGUGGAAUACAGAACAACAGCCGUCCACGGACACUAUGGCUCUGCAAGAUCUGUAGUGAACAGAGAGAGGUGUGGAAGAGAUCCGGGGCGUGGUUCUUUAAGGGCCUUCCAAAGCACUUCCUUCCGUCUCCAAUGCCCAUAACCAAAUCCACACAGCCCAGGGCUCAGCCGGGCCCUGCUGCACUGCCUUCUCCCGCUGACCCACCCACAACACAGCCCAGAGGACGUCCAGCACUGGCCCCUAAACCUGCACUGGCCCCUAAACCUACUGUGGCCCCUAAGCCUACACUGGCCCCUAAACCUGCCAGUCUGCCCGAGACUGAUGGGGUCCAGAACAGCCCUGUGGUGAUGAAGAGAGCCGUGCCUGUCCAGAGCUCCAGACCAGCCGCUCCACAGGCAGCAGCUCCUGUGGAGACACAGAGAGAGGGUUCAAGCCCCGUCAGUGCACAGAGAGAGGAGAGAGCGCCCCCUGCUGAGCGAGAGGAGAGGAAGCAGCUUGCCGCCUACAACCCACCCCCGUCCCGCGGCCAGGCGCCCCCUGCGGAGCCGGAGGAGGAUGAAGCCAACAGCUACGACUCUGACGAAGCCACCACACUGGGAUCUCUGGAGUUCAGUUUAUUGUAUGAACAAGAGAACCACAGUCUACACUGUCAAAUCAUCAGAGCGAAGGGUCUGAAGCCCAUGGAUUCUAACGGACUCGCUGAUCCGUAUGUCAAACUCCACCUCCUUCCUGGAGCCAGCAAGUCCACUAAAUUACGCACCAAAACCCUUCGGAACACUCGUAACCCCGCCUGGAAUGAAACACUGGUGUAUCACGGCCUGACCGAUGAGGACAUGCAACGCAAAACACUCAGGCUCUCUGUGUGUGAUGAAGAUAAGUUUGGCCAUAAUGAGUUUAUUGGUGAGACCAGAGUGGCUUUGAAGAAACUCAAGAUGAACCAGAAAAAAAACUUUAACGUGUGUCUGGAGAGAGUGGUCCCAAUGAAGCGAACAGCGACGGGAGGAGGAGCGAGAGGCAUUGCCCUGUAUGAGGACGAGCCCGGUAAGGACGGAGCGGAGGCUGAGGAGCGGGGGCGUAUCCUGAUCUCUCUCAUGUAUAACUCCCAGCAGAGUCGUCUGAUUGUCGGAGUUAUUCGCUGUGUCCAUUUAGCUGCUAUGGAUGCUAACGGAUACUCUGAUCCUUUUGUCAAAAUAUGUUUAAAACCAGACAUGGGCAAGAAGGCCAAGAAUAAAACUCAGAUUAAGAAGAAAACCCUCAAUCCAGAGUACAAUGAGGAAUUCAGUUAUGAAAUAAAACACGCAGAAUUGGCCAAGAAGACUCUGGACAUCUCAGUGUGGGAUUAUGACAUCGGCAAAUCAAAUGACUAUAUCGGUGGGUGUCAGCUGGGAAUCACAGCGAAAGGCGAGAGACUAAAACACUGGUAUGAGUGUCUGAAGAACAAAGACAAGAAGAUCGAGCGUUGGCACACGCUCCACAACGAGAACCACGUCUCCAGCGAUUAG